Molecule: messenger RNA, 3613 nt
Organism: Gorilla gorilla gorilla (western lowland gorilla)
Lineage: Eukaryota; Metazoa; Chordata; Mammalia; Primates; Hominidae
Product: cryptic, EGF-CFC family member 1B
Exons: 17
Coding region: 2234-2905 (223 amino acids)
Source: RefSeq, a predicted model, not a curated record
GCACCAACCCCUUCCUCAGGUCGGUGCACCGCUGUGUGACCUCCAAGCGGCCGCAGCUCCCAGACAAGCACUCGGUUACCACCUUGCUCAACACCUGUGCCCGGAGCAUCCACAAGGUCUGCCUCUCAGCUGCAUAGCCAGGACUGCAGGGAUGGCCCGCAGGCUCAUCGGGGCCAAGGACGCAUGCCUCCUGUCAGACACUUCUAGGCGUUGGUGUCCAUGGAGAGCCUGGAGUUAGACUCUUACGUUUAAAGAAAAAGUAACAAGCCUUAAAUUUAAAGAAAAACCUACAGACCUGGAGACCAGGAGCUCUCACAAAUGUAUUUUUACAUCUGCAAGAAAUUAACUAGUCAUCAAAUGCUUAGUAGCACAGAAAUUCUCAAGUGGUUGCAGGAAAUUUUGACCUGCAGGAAUAAAUUUCUUCUUUAAAAUAAGCAGGCAGAUAGAAGUUCCUGUCACUUUCUCCUUUUUUAUGGAGUAGGAUGUGAUACUCCUUCUAGUGGAAAUACCAGUCAAAUGUCCAUGGGUCUUGAAGUGUCACUACAUACUCCUGAGCCUCUCUCCAGAAGGGAAAAGGGAACUCCUCUAUGGAUAGUGCAGCAGGAUGCAGCGGAACCCCCCGACUUGCCGACAAGCGCAGACCAGUCUAGAAGUGGCCCUGUACGUGUUUCCGCAGAACCCUCACACUGAAGCUGUUCUGGUUGCCAUGUCCUGUUUCUGCCACCUCUGUGAGGAAGCAGAUACCCAGUGUGGGGUGGAUGAAGUGUCAGUGCAUAACCUCUUGCCCAACUCUAACACAUUCAUGGAGUUUGCCUGUCAGCAAUAUGAUGUCAACAGGCUUGGGAAGAUACACAUGCAAAAUGGGAACAAGCAACAAAACUAAUCCUUAGCUAUCCAAAAGCCCAAAUGGAAGAUGGCCAGGCUGUUGAAAGCUUCACAAGACCAUUGUUAAGAGGCGAAUGUCCCAUGUGAGUGGAGGAGGACCCGUAGAUUUGUCUGACACAGACUCCCUACAGGCAUGGAUCAACAUGACUGGCUUCCUUUGUGCCCUUGGGGGAGUGUGCCUCCAGCAGAGAAGUAAUUCUGGCCUGGCAACCUAUAGCCCACCCAUGGGUCUGGUCAGUGAACAUAAGGGUUCCAUGAUUUCAGUGAUGCCCUCAGAGGGAAACGCAGAUACACCUGUCAGCAAAUAUAUGGAUCAGCUGUUGUCGUUAAUGGUGUGUAACCUUGAGAAAGUGGGACUUCAAAUACGGACCAAUGAUAAGGACCUGGUGGGUCUAGAAUUGAGUCCUGCUCUUUAUCUGAUGCUAUUUAACAAAUUGAAGAAGACCCAUCAGCAAGUUUUUUGACUCAUAAGGACAGGUUUUAUUGACUGAUACCAAUACUCAAUUUGUAGAGCAAACCCUAGAUAUAAUGAAGAACUUGCUAGAUAAUCAUACUGAAGGCAGCUCUGAACAUCUAGAGCAAGCUAGCAUUGAAACAAUGAUGUUAAAUCUGGUCAGGUACGUUUGUGUGCUUGGGAAUAUGGUCCAUGCAAUUGAAAUAAAAACGAAACUGUGUCAGUUGGUUGAAGUAACGAUGGCAAGAAGAGAUGACCUCUCAUUUUGCCGAGAGAUGACCUCUCAUUUUGCCAAGAGAUGAAAUUUAGGAAUAAGAUGGUAGAAUACCUGACAGACUGGGUUAUGGGAACAUCAAACCAAGCAGCAGAUGAUGUUGUAAAAUGUCUUACAAGGCAUCAGGUACAUGAAAAAGAAAGAGAUCAAGGCUUUGAAAACGUUAAGCAUUUUCUACCAAGCUGGGGCUUCCAAAGCUGGGAAUCCUAUUUUUUAUUAUGCUGCACGGGUGAGAAAAUGGCUCGUCACCUUGGAUACCAAUGUUUUACAUCAGGGAUUGGUCACUCCUGCUGCUGUCAGCACUGUAAACACUGCUGGAGGGAGUCAGCCCAAGUCCCCACCCCCCAGCCAGGUCUCAUAGAGGGAAUUGUUCUUCAGGCUCAGAGGGGCCUGCCUGUCACUGCGCCCCUGACCCUAGCUCAGGGACUGCAGAACUCAAGAUACCAUCCCGUUUCUCCUGGCUGAGGAGGGGAAGGGAACAUCCACAUCUUCUGUACUCGUCCAUUCUGUGUCCCCGGGGCCUGGAGUAAAGACACCUUCAAAUGCAGAGACUCUUCAGAUUCAGCUUUCCUGGAAACUGAUCUUCAAUGCACUAAGAGAAGGAGACUCUCAAACCAAAAAUGACCUGGAGGCACCAUGUCAGGCUUCUGUUUACGGUCAGUUUGGCAUUACAGAUCAUUAAUUUGGGAAACAGCUAUCAAAGAGAGAAACAUAACGGCGGUAGAAAGGAAGUCAUCAAGGUUGCCACUCAGAAGCACCAACAGUCACCGCUCAACUGGACCUCCAGUCAUUUCGGAGAGGUGACUGGGAGCGCCGAGGGCUGGGGGCCGGAGGAGCCGCUCCCCUACUCCUGGGCUUUCGGAGAGGGUGCGUCCGCGAGGCCGCGCUGCUGCAGGAACGGCGGUACCUGCGUGCUGGGCAGCUUCUGCGUGUGCCCGGCCCACUUCACCGGCCGCUACUGCGAGCAUGACCAGAGGCGCAGUGAAUGCGGCGCCCUGGAGCACGGAGCCUGGACCCUCCGCGCCUGCCACCUCUGCAGGUGCAUCUUCGGGGCCCUGCACUGCCUCCCCCUCCAGACGCCUGACCGCUGUGACCCGAAAGACUUCCUGGCCUCCCACGCUCACGGGCCGAGCGCCGGGGGCGCGCCCAGCCUGCUACUCUUGCUGCCCUGCGCACUCCUGCACCGCCUCCUGCGCCCGGAUGCACCAGCGCACCCUCGGUCCCUCGUCCCUUCCGUCCUCCAGCGGGAGCGGCGCCCCUGCGGAAGGCCGGGACUUGGGCAUCGCCUUUAAUUUUCUAUGUUGUAAAUAAUAGAUGUGUUUAGUUUACCGUAAGCUGAAGCACUGGGUGAAUAUUUUUAUUGGGUAAUAUUUUCAUGAAAGCGCCUUAGGCUCCAGAUCCUUGGGAGAGGGACAUGUGUGUCCCCAGCACCACUGUGACCGGUAGGUAGAGACAGCAGAACAACAGCGAGAAGGAGCCAAAGCUGGAGCCAGAAAGCCUGGCACCGCCACCUUCCCCUGACAGUUAGCACCUUCCUUUCACAACAUCUCCCUUAAGGGGGAAGCGUCUGCUGUGGAACCUACCGCAAGGCAACGCAGGCAGAGUUCAGCCUGAAGAGCCCCAGGCCAGCCUCCUCCGUCUCCCAAGCACUGCUUCUCAGGUCGCUUCCCAAUCUGAGGAGGCUGUCGUGUCCACAACCAGUCCAGGGGGAUGCGCGCCACUAGCUGAGGAUGCCAGGCCCGGCGACACCACACAGGCUUGGCCAUGCGGAAUGUGCCCUCAAGAGCACACACUUCGGGUAGAGGGCACUUGCAUUGAGCUCUUCAGCUUUUUAAAUCCACUGUAGUUCAUGAGCCUGUGUGACACGAUUACUUUCACAUUUUAUAUUGUCAAUUAGUUUAUUGGCAUUUUCAAUCUUUUCAACUAUUGGCUAUGAAAAUAUGAAUUUAACGUAACAUUCAAAUGAGUAUUAAAGAAAAAUAAAGUAGAACUUCAUUAGA